GAUGCUUCGAAUCUUGUUUGUUUUACUCGCAUUUUCGUGUUUAUCAUUUGCCAAUAAAAAAGUACUGAAAGUGCCGCUCUAUGCUACUGAAAAAGUCAAUGGAAGUGAUCUUUUCUUCGCCAGGAACUUAACCAAAGGAAGUGAGACCCUUCACCUAAAGCUACAGACCCACACAAACCUGGCAUAUUAUGGAAACAUUUCCAUGGGAACUCCGAAGCAACAUUUUAGUGUGAUCUUCGACACUGGAUCUUCGAACACUUGGUUGCCCUCUAUAAAUUGUCCCAAAAGCAAUUUAGCCUGUCAGAACCAUCGAAGAUACAACUCUUCGCGAUCUAGUACUUAUACACCUGAUGGACGCAACUUUACCCUGCGAUAUGGAUCUGGUAGAGUGGUUGGUUAUCUAUCCAAGGACACCUUGCAUUUUUCUGGAGCUGAUCUACCCGACGUGAUAUUCGGAGAAAGUCUAUUCUUGCAACAUUUUGCCUUCAAUACUGUGAGAUUUGAUGGACUGGUGGGCUUGGGUCUGGGAAUAUUAGCGUGGUCCAAUACGACACCAUUUUUGGAACUCCUUUGUGCCAAAAAACUGAUUGAGAAAUGCCUUUUCUCGGUUUACCUCCGACGACAUCCACCAGAUAUCCCCGGCGGAGAGAUACUCUUCGGCGGUUUUGACAAAUCAAAAUUUGAAGGAAAACUUCAUUAUGUGCCGAUAAGCCUAUGGAACAGUUGGAAUCUGGAAAUAACUAAAACAACCGUGGGAUCUAAACAAAUUGGUGGAAAAAUCAAUGCUAUUUUGGAUACGGGCACGUCGCUGAUUUUAAUGCCCCAAGAAUCGUACGAUAAUCUGCUAAAAGUCUUAUCAACUAGAGUAGAAAAUGGCUAUAAUGUACUGACAUGUGAGGACAAAACUUUGCCUAAUAUUAAUAUUCUCAUUGGAGGCAGAGUAUUUCCUCUAACAGCCAAUGAUUAUCUGAUGGAGUUGACACUUGGUCGUAAAAAGUUGUGUGUACUGGCCGUUGCUCCCAUUAAUAGGGGAUUUUGGGUUCUGGGAGAUGUCUUUCUGGGCCGAUAUUAUACGGUUUAUGAUGCCACGGCCAAGAGAAUUGGAUUGGCCAAGGCGGUGCGAAGGGGUAAAUAA
Molecule: messenger RNA, 1135 nt
Organism: Drosophila suzukii
Lineage: Eukaryota; Metazoa; Arthropoda; Insecta; Diptera; Drosophilidae
Product: cathepsin D
Biological process (GO): proteolysis
Molecular function (GO): aspartic-type endopeptidase activity
Source: RefSeq, a predicted model, not a curated record